GUUAUUGUUGAAAACCAGUUGGAUUUAUUUCUCCUUUGGAUGAGUACGUGAGGAAGACGUCAAGUUUUAACUACCACUAUUUAAUUUAUGUACCCUUUACAUGUUCAACGUAGUGUUCAGUAUUGAAAUUAUUGAGCUCCCCCAUUUCCUUCACCUGCAUUGGUCACAAUACAUCACAAACUGCCUAUUGCAAAAAAAUGUCUCCAACAGGUGGUAUCAAAUACCUUUAUCCGGGAUAACCAGUUGCAGUUCACUUUAAACCUCGUGGCAUUUCAUACCAACCAAGGUCCCUCACUUGUUAACUUACCCAUCUAGUAAAGGUGAAGAAAGAAACAGCGUGAAAGAGAUAGAAGCAGACCAAGCAUCAACGGUCCACUAAAUGGGCAAAUGCCGCUAUUCUUGCCCAGGAUCUAGUUGGUACGUUUCAGGUACUUCAAAGUGUUACUUGUUGUAGUCAAUAAACUUUGGAAUUAUUCCUCCAACAGGAAAGUGAGGUGAAUGAGUGAAACCGUGCGUUUUCUUCCGUUUUGAAAGUGCUACGUGAAGUUCAAAGCUGGAUCUUGAUGGGAUGAAGGAAUUACGAGGAAAACUAACGAUUUAGGUAACAAAAAUCUGAGGAACAAGCGACUACAACCUGAGAUGUAAUCAACUGAAUCAAGAUGUCCUCCUCAUCACCGGAUCCGUCGAAGAGUCCGGAUCAUUUGUUGCAAUCGAACGAGAACAACGAACUGAUUCACCAAAACCAGAAAUGCCAAUGCAACGAAAAACUACGUGAUUCCAUUGAAACUUCUAAGACUGAACCAUCACAUCCUCACUGCUCAACCAAAUCAAUUCAUCACCAUCAUUCCACGCAAACGCUAGCCACCCCACAGCAUAGUCACCAAAUGAAUCAACUGAACCAAAUCAAUCAGAUCAGUUGUGCAGUGACGAGCAUGCAAAAUAUUCAAGCUUCACCAAAGACAAUUCCCAGUAGGAAGUUGUCGAAUACUGGAUGUUCUUGCCAUUUUCAAGAGGAUAAUCAUCCCAAGGAUGAAGUUGAGGUUAGGGAAUUGAGAAAGUUCGAACCCGACGAUCGGAUAGAGAUUUCUCCACUACCUCCCGCCCUACCUCCGCGCCCACCCCCUAGGCCUAGGUUCGAUUCAUCACUGAAUUCCAGAUACAGGACGAGGAUGGCUAGUUCAAAUACUGGGGAAUCGAAAAAAUACGUAUUCUGCUGUACAGUAUGUGGAGGCCUGGUCACGAUUUUAGGAUCUCUCUUCUUGACUGUUUAUUUUUUAUUGAGAUCACUCACAUCAACUUUAAAUUACUUCGAAACUAUCCCAACUUUUGUACCUGCAUCAUUGCUGAUAUUCACAGGAAUACUGAUUAUGAUCUUAUCAAAGAGGAAAUACCGAAAUAAUUAUUUGAUAAAAAUUGGAGGUCUAUGUUGCAUGAUAUGUGCCUUAACAUGCGUCCUGGUUACAAUCACCACUACAGUCAUCCAUAUGAAUAGACUUCAGACUUUGAGGGAGUGUGUUUAUACAAAGAAAACAAGAACUUGUACCUGCUAUUCUGUUCUACUGGAGGCUCAGUCAGCCACUGACGAAGGUAUGCGUUUCGUGUUUGAUUCGACACCGGACUGCGAAGUUAUCCAUGGAGAACUCUACGUCUGCUUGAGAAUGAUGUUUGGGAUUUCAGUAACCGGCAUAUUAGUUUGCAUCUUCUCAUGCAUGUUAAUGUACCAGUUGUUGAGUCACGAGAAGAAGAAGAUGUACUGGGAACAGUUAGAAAUGAGAUGCCGAUCAUUCUAUCAACAACAUACCAACCCUCCGAGUAGCGCACACGGGUCAGUUCGAGAACCACCGUUAGCUUCGACAAUUUACUGUAGUUGUUGUGAAGAAUGCAGAUAUCCGCCAAUUCCAAUGGGCCCUCAAGUUUAUCCUUGGGAUACUCACAAUUCCACAGACAGGUUUUGGAACCCCGGACGUAUAGGAAAUUUUUACUCGCCCAAUCCAGGAGAUUUACCAGCAGGAGAUAAUCAAGCCAGAAAUCGAGCAGGAUGGAGUUGGAGAAGAUUUCCUUGGGGAAGAAGCAGUGCUGCGCAGCCGGAAAUUCCUAGGGAAUCUUCUUCUUUUAUGUACCAAGGGGUAGCCAGUAGUGCUGACAGUCAGUAUGGAUUCACAUCACGAACGGGAAAUGAUAAUUGUCAUCCCAGAGAGCAAGUAUCUGGUUCUUCGGAUUCAUAUAGUAUGUUGGAUAACAGACCUCCGAUGGGUGGUGUUUAUGUAUGGGGCCCUCCUCCUCCAUACUCUAACCCCAACUCGCCUGCAAGAAGAAUCUUUCAUUCUCCAGCACAUAGAUAUCAACAUGUGCAUCAUCAUCCCAUGCAUGGUCAUGAAUCUCACUGUCAGAUGAAUUCCGAAAACAAUACAAGGAACUCCAGAAGGAAUCGUCCACACGCUUCAAACAAACAAAAUUACGAGAAUACAGUUGAAACCGAAAUCCACCAGAACAACGACAACAGUGAAAGCACUGAUACAUCCAGUUGCCUUGAGAGAAUUUCCCAUACUUUACCUGUUAGAAAAAUGAAGAAACGCGCAGAUAUGGCUUCAGUCAAAUCGAUUUAUCAUCAAAGUUCAUCAAGUAAAGUGAAUGUUCAGAAUAUAUUCAUGCAGAAUGGCCAAGAUGGACAGGGUCAAUCUAUGGAAGAGAACAGCUACACAGAGCCCAACUUAAACGAAUCUGAAAAUGCUAGAUCUGAACCGCAAAAGUGUAAAUUUAUGCCAAGAAUGCAGGGCGUAGAAAACCCUACGUUUCAAAAACAGGAAAAUAGCCCCCAGAAAGCUGAAACUGCAGAAUCUGAGGUUUAUUUCGCAGAUGUGAGCAGUUGUUGCAAUAUUUCAGUAAGAAAUGAUGGUCAGGAUUCGUCUUUAUACGAUGAAGCCUUGGAGAAUCAGAAACCAAGAAUGGACAAUAAUCAGUGCAUACAGAGUUUCCAGGAGAACAUAUCUAAUGCCACUGCAAACGAGGAUGAAGAUUACCUAGUCCAUAGAAUGGGAAAUAGGCAGAUGAGUAUAAGGAGUCGAAUGCCCAUACCCUUACCCCAAAACGACGAACUCAAUUUUCAGAACGAACCUUGUUUGCAAUUAUUAACGAAAGAUAUUUCACAAAAUAGUUUAUGUAGCAGUGUACAAACCCCGCUUACUGAAACAACAGAUGAUGCCGUCACCCCCUCCGAAUGUUGCUCCAAUUUCUUCCCAGAAAAUACCAUGGAGUCGUCAAAAACUAAAAAAUUCUCUCCCAACGAACAAUAUUUAGCCCCAGAUGCUCAAUACGAGAUUGUGCAGAAUCAAGAAGAUUUCCGACAAAAUUCCAGUAAUCUGACCAACACUAUAUCUGGCUUGAACAAUUUCGGUCAAAAUUAUUAUAACCAAAGCAGAAAGUUCAAUUAUCUCUCACCAAAUUGUUCCAACUCAAAAGCGAGCGGUACUUCCAUAGUUUGUAGGAAAACUACGGGAAGUAAUAUUACGAACCUUAUUCAAAAUUUGGGGGCCAAUUCUGGUGGAUUGCUUUACGGAGAGGCCAGUGCAGGAGAAGAAGAAACGCAAGUUCAAAGUUGCCACAGUGACGGAACAAUGGAUUCAGGAUGGCAAAGUGGUUCGGAGAAACAUGGUGAAGCUAAGAAAAUUGAAGAGCACCCUUCCAACUGAAAUAUUCAUGAAAUUGACAAAUCAGAGUAUUCCUUCCAUCUUGAGCUAUGAACUUGGAUAUUGCUAUCUGUCCUGAAAUAUCCUUUGCUAUGCAAAGUGUUCUUUCGUUUAAUAUUCAGAGUUUAUGCUACUCCACUAGACCAAGUUGAAAAAGAAAAUAUAUAGUCUCUUUAUUCCUGUUUGUGAAAUUAUUUUUCUAAGUCUCGUUAUUCGUAAUUUCCACUAAUAGGAUUUUGGCUUUCUGUUAAAAUAUAUGCAAUAUGUUAUUGUGAGAUUAUAUAUUAAUGUUGUAUUAUAUUAAUAUAAAUAUUUCGAUGGACAUAAGAUAAUAAUUAGACUAGACCGAGUUUUGUAUAUUUGUUUUUAUAAUAAAAAUGGAUUAUUGAAUCUG
Molecule: messenger RNA, 4080 nt
Organism: Coccinella septempunctata (seven-spotted ladybird)
Lineage: Eukaryota; Metazoa; Arthropoda; Insecta; Coleoptera; Coccinellidae
Exons: 10
Coding region: 660-3689 (1009 amino acids)
Source: RefSeq, a predicted model, not a curated record